UGGCCCUGAUCCAGGAUUAUCGAACCCUCCCCCCAAAAGGCAACCCACAAAGAGUUAGAUCUCCUCUUGCACCCUUCCUCCUCUCUGAGAAACUUUGGUCAAAAAUGUAGGGUCACUCCUGUCCCCAUCUGGCUGAAAGAUUGGGACCGACAUGGACAUCCAGUCAGAGACAGUCUCAGGGCCUGAAGCGCCAACAGAGGCCCCGGGGGCUCCUCCAAUGGAUUUAGAGGAGAACACCACAGGAGCGGAAGAAGCGCCAUCGUGCAACUCAGGAGAAGACGUUUACCCCAUCCAGCAACCGCUUGGAAGCCUGCAGGUUAUUCCUGGGCCUAGCAAUGCAGAAUCGAGGCUCCGUGAUCCUGAGACACAGGAAGAGCCAGACAACAUGGAGGGGCCCGGAUGGUUUCCAGACCCCAAAAACGCCAGUCCUCCGGGAACUACAGAAGAGGGAUCUAGGAAUGUGGUGGGAGUCGUGGGAGAGCCUGCAGAGGACGCUGCAGCCUUGGAGGACAGCCCAAGCUGGGCCAGGAAUGCAGACAAGGACUUGGAGGCAGGGGGCAGGCCUCAGGCCCCUCCGGGUGCCGACCAGCUCAUGGAUUUAGAGGAGGGGGGGAGGGAAGCCUGCGCAGAGACUGACCAAAGCCAACUGCAAGGCCUCCUGGCCCAGCUCCAAAGACUCAGCCCCAGCUUCCAGGAGAGCUCGCCCCAUUCAGAAGACGACCUCCUGCCUGCCUCGGAUGGGGAGGAGAGCCGGGCUUUUGAGGACGAGAGAGGCCCGCUGCUCCGGCCCGCGGGCCAGACCGAGUGCCAGGGGCUGCUGGGGGAAUGCGCCCCCUGCCCGCUGCACCUGGCUAUGAGGCGCACCUUGGGGGUGGCUUCCCACCCAUUCCUGCAACCCUCCCGUGGCUGGAAGGGCCGGGGAAGCCAUGGGCUGCUUUCGGCUGAGGCCGACCGCGAGGACCUGCUGAGCCUCUUGCGCUUCGAAGAGGGACCCCCCGUGGAGCAGAGUGACCAGAGGCCACUGGCCCGCUCCGACGUGGUGGUGGGGACGAGCUGCCCAGACGUCCAGGACGAAGGGAGCGCUAGUGCGUUGAAGGUGCCAUCCUGGCACGAGAGGCGGCCGGAUCCCACCCGUCAGAGCGCGGAGCAGCUAGAAAUGAAAGGGCCCCGUCAGUGUUUUGCUGCUGGUGAAGAAGACCCCCGUGCCCUGGGUUCCAGUCUGGGAGCCAGCAGCCAGGAGAGCUCCCCAGGCCCAAGGUGGAGAGCGGUGGCUGAAGGUUCCAGCCGCGGUGGAGAACCACCUCCCCCUGUAGAUGAGGCUAAUCCUGCUUUGGGUCGCUCAGUACCAGGUCCUUGCGAGCCUGAGGAUCUUCUAGAUGGAGUAAUCUUUGGGGCCAAAUACCUGGGCUCCACUCAGCUGAUCUCGGAGAGGACCCCUCCCACCAGCAUCCGAAUGGCUCAAGCGCAGGAAGCUGUGGACAGGAUAAAGGCUCCAGAUGGAGAAUCUCAGCCCAUGACAGAAGUGGAUCUCUUUGUCUCCACACAGAGGAUUAAAGUUCUCACAGCUGACUCUCAGGAAGCCAUGAUGGACCAUCCCCUCGCCACCAUCUCAUACAUAGCUGACAUUGGCAAUAUCGUGGUGCUCAUGGCCCGUAGGAAGCUACCUCGCCAGGCAGAUGCUUCUGUGGAAAAGCAGCUCUACAAAAUGAUCUGCCAUGUCUUCCACUCGACUGAUGCCCAGUUGAUAGCUCAGGCAAUUGGCCAGGCCUUCAGUGUGGCAUACCAGCAGUUCCUCCAUGCUAGCGGCAUCGACCCUAGCCAGGUUGGCCCUCGCCGGUAUGACGACGACGACGACGUACUGACCACAGGAGAGGACCUGUACAAUGGGGAUUUGGCUCACUUCUCCAAGCAAGAGAACUGUAAGGAAGUCGUCAUCCGUAAACAAAAGGGGGAGAUCUUGGGUAUCGUGAUUGUCGAGUCGGGCUGGGGUUCCAUCCUGCCCACGGUGGUCAUCGCCAACCUCAUGCACGGGGGAGCAGCAGAGACGUCAGGGAGCCUGAGCAUCGGAGACCGCAUCAUGUCCGUCAACGGGACCAGCCUGGUGGGGUUGCCCCUUGCCACGUGCCAGAACAUCAUACGGGAUUUGAAAACCCAGACCGAAGUGACCUUGAAAGUUGUGCACUGUCCCCCAGUAACCACAGCCAUUGUUCGGCGGCCUGACACAAAAUACCCUCUGGGGUUCUGCGUGGAAAAUGGCAUUAUCUGCAGCCUCAUGCGUGGCGGGAUUGCAGAGAGGGGCGGCAUCCGGGUCGGACACCGCAUCAUCGAGAUCAAUGGGCAGAGCGGCGUGGCCAUGCCGCACGAGAAGAUCAUCCAGAUCCUCACGCAGGCCGUCAGCGAGAUCUGA
Molecule: messenger RNA, 2407 nt
Organism: Gekko japonicus
Lineage: Eukaryota; Metazoa; Chordata; Lepidosauria; Squamata; Gekkonidae
Gene: APBA3
Product: amyloid beta (A4) precursor protein-binding, family A, member 3
Exons: 11
Coding region: 152-2407 (751 amino acids)
Biological process (GO): chemical synaptic transmission
Cellular component (GO): plasma membrane; cytoplasm; dendritic spine
Molecular function (GO): protein binding; amyloid-beta binding
Source: RefSeq, a predicted model, not a curated record